AUGCGGUUGCUUGGACAGCUUCUUUCCCCUGCACUGGUCCUGGUCGGCCAUGGCGCCCUCACGCUGGCCGCCACUGCGCUGCCGAUGGCCAAGCUGUUCGACAUCGUCACUGACAGCAACCUCAACGGAAACUGCGCGGCGUACAGCACGGCCACACUGGACCAGCUGGCGACUGAUGCGCUGAAAAUGGCCGAGGCUGGCAGUAAAGCGUGCGAUUCCUAUGUUGCCUCCGAUCCGGCCAUGGUCCGGCUCUUCGAUGCCUUUUUCCAGGGAACCGAUGCCACCGCGGUGGCAGGGAUGAAACUCUGGUACGACUACAUCAGCAACUGGCUGCAGAAUGGGGGCCCCUUGUCGGGACGGACCAAGCAGCCACUGCUCUUUUGUGGCGACCACAGCAUCCGGCAGACAAUGAGCAGCGCGUUGCGGGAUGACGAUGGCAACACCCACCAAAACGCCCAGAAGACAGGGGACACGUUGAUUAUCCAGGAUUCCUACAUGAAGGACUGGUGGAAGCAAAUUGCGACGGCGCAGCAGGUCCGGUUGACGGCGGUCUACCCCUACUGGGAUCCGCAGCAGCUGGUGUACUUCUUCGACCAGAAGAAGGGGUCGAGCGUGACGGAUUAUCAGUGCGCCGAGGACAGCCUGGGCUAUACGAUCACGCAGGGCCGGGGCAGCGUGACGCUGUGCCAGAGCUCCUUCUCCUCCGGGGGCAACCUGGGCAGCGUCGCCCCGAGCCCUAUCCCCGCCGCCGACUUCGUCAACGGCAAUCCCCCCUCCAACAAGGCCGCGCAGCCCAUCGACGACAUCAUGCCUGCUGGUGCCACCCUCUUUCACGAGUUGCUUCAUCUCUUCUCCGAGAGCAAGUUUGUCCCUGAUGUGGGCGAGGAGUAUAACGCCUGGCGCAUCAUGGGCAAGGUGGUGCGCGAUGACAACACCUACUUUACCGGUGACAAUGCCGUUGAUAACGCCGAGUCCUACACCUUUGUGGCGGGCGCCGCUUACUAUACCCAGAAUAUGCCGUCGAGUGGCAAGGUGGUGGAGUACUAUACCGGAUAUUGUUCGACCCAGUAG
Aspergillus ibericus CBS 121593 is the source of this 1071-nucleotide messenger RNA. RefSeq lists its product as uncharacterized. The record is from RefSeq and is a predicted model, not a curated record. Gene Ontology annotation, molecular function: metallopeptidase activity. The transcript is spliced from 3 exons. The coding region runs from base 1 to 1071 and encodes 356 amino acids. Lineage: Eukaryota; Fungi; Ascomycota; Eurotiomycetes; Eurotiales; Aspergillaceae.